Labrus mixtus (cuckoo wrasse) is the source of this 1887-nucleotide messenger RNA. RefSeq names its product zinc finger containing ubiquitin peptidase 1 (gene zup1). The transcript is spliced from 11 exons. The record is from RefSeq and is a predicted model, not a curated record. NCBI's taxonomy places the organism in Eukaryota, Metazoa, Chordata, Actinopteri, Labriformes, Labridae. Bases 126 to 1757 code for a protein of 543 amino acids.
GAAGCCGGUGGAAAAGAAGAAGAAAUAUUGGGUGAUGGUUUCGAAACUGCAGAAAAGAAAACAAAGCUGAACCGUGUCGUGUCCUUCCUCUGAACACUGAGACCACUUCAUGACCUGCUGCAGACAUGCUGACCUGUGAUAUCUGCGGUGAGCAGCUCCUUCUGGAGGACGACCUGAAGACUCACCUCCUGCUGAGCCACGAGGAGAACGACAUGCGCUGCCCGCUGUGCUCGCUGAGCGGGGUGUCGUACGACGAGCUCCGCUUCCACGUUAGCUCCGCCCACCCAGAGGGGAAGAAUCCAGCUGACCAGUCCACAUCCAAACACCCGGGAGGAACACACACAUCGGCGUCAGAGGUCUCAUUAUCUGAGUCCUGCAGGUCCGGAGAGACUGCCUCCAUCACUUCAACACCACAGAGACCUAAAACCAGACCGGAGUCUUCCUCACACAGAAAAGCCAAACAGAAGCGUCUCUCUUCAACCAGAAAAGAUGAUCAGCUGCAGUGCCCGCUGUGUCCUCUGCUCUGCAGUACCGGCGUCGUCCUGCAGGAGCACGUGGAGCUGCACCUGAUGGAGCAGAGGUCACCUGGAGGAAAGUUUGAGUGCCCGCUGUGCUCCGCGCUCUGCAGCGACAGCGUCUCCCUGCAGGAACACGUCGAGCUGCACUUAGACCAGGGGGCAGCGUCGGGCUCUGCAGGGAGCGCCGACUCUGACCUGAAACUGGCCCGCCGGCUGCAGGACGAGGAGGAGCAGACGAGGAGGCAGCAGGAGGACUGGCAGGAGAAAGAGGAGUUCAAGAAGCUGCAGAGGCAGUUCGGUGUGGAUGGCAGUGGGGGUUACAGCAGACAGGUGGAGAGGACGAUGGAGCGAGCGGUGGCCCGGGGUCUCAUGGCCCCGGCAGAGUUCCACAGUAAGAAGGCGGAGCUUAUGGAGUCUUUGGCCUCAGGGGCGGACGACAGCAGGACCAGGACCCAGGGUGUAAUCAAAGCGCUGUAUGAACACUACCAGACGGACUGCAGGGACUGUGUCCACGUGUGGCUGAGCGCCGACACCGAUCACUUCUGCUCCUCGGCGGGCGAUAAAGGCUGGGGGUGUGGCUACAGGAACCUCCAGAUGAUGCUCUCCUCUGUGCACCGAAUGGACGCCUACGCUCCCACCCUGCAAGACAGGACGAUACCCAGCAUCCCUCGGGUGCAGAGGAUGAUCGAGGAGGCGUGGAGGGAAGGCCUGGACGCUCAGGGCGCGUCCCACUUUGACCAGCGUCUGCAGGGGACCCGGGCGUGGAUCGGAGCCACGGAGAUCUACAGCCUCCUCACCUCUCUGAGAAUCAAAGCCCGGAUCGUGGAUUUUCACCGGCACACCGGCCCUGCUGACACACAUCCCCGCCUGUUUGAGUGGGUGAAGCAGUACUUCAGUCAGACAGGCAGUAACAGACUGCCCCCCCGACUGGUCCAGACCUCCUUGCCCCCACUUUACCUGCAGCACCAAGGUCACAGCCGCUCCAUCGUGGGUUUGGAGCAGAAGAAGAACGGGUCUCUGUGCCUCCUCAUUCUGGAUCCGGGCUCCUCCGUGUCAGAAACCAGGAAGCUGCUGAGCAGAGAGUCCGUAGGCUCCGCCCUCCGACACGUCAGGAAGUCCAUCAGCAGCCUGAAGCACAGACAGUACCAGGUGGUGGCGCUGCAGGGCGUCCUGUCUGCAGAGGAGAAACAGAUCAGCAUCUUAAAGUCCAGGACGCUGUGUGCAGAGAGAAUCCCAUGAAGAAGAAUCUCUUUGUUUUUUACUGUGAACACAUUUUAAAUAUUUAAUGUAAUACAAUUUAUACUGUAUUUUAAUUUUUUUAAUAAACUCUGUUCUCUUCAUGCUGUGUUAUUACAUAACUUGUGAUUUU